CGCAGAGACACAUUCCACAUUACUAUUGUUAUACUUUGCGGUAUUACAUUGACGCUUCUGUGAUAGCGCGAACUACGUUUCUGUGAAUACGAGGUCCGCACGUGCAAUGUUGACGUGCAAAAUCAUCUGCAUCUGCGCCUUUGCACUCAUCGCAAUAGACGUCGCUGCCAUUCAAGAUUCAAAUCCGAACGAUAAGGAGAUAAAUUAUCGAUUACCCAAUCACACAAAACCGCUAUUCUAUGAUCUCAAAUUGAACCCACAUCUCACGCCGAACAACUUCACGUUCGAUGGCGAAGUAUUCGUCCACAUCGAGAUUCUAAGCCAGUCGAGGACUCUCACACUACACACGAAGAAGCUAAUAAUUGACAAAAAUGCAACUUUUUUGAAAAGCAACACUGGAUUGGACUUUUACAUUCCUACCACGUACGACAGUAACAAUCUGACCGAAUUAUUGACCCUCGGCUUCGACAAGGAACUACCCAUUGGACAUUAUAUUUUAUAUCUGAAAUUUGGUGGUAUACUGAACGACAGGUCAUACGGAUUUUACCGAAGUUCUUAUAUCAAUGACGCAGGAGAUACAGUAUGGUUCGCCGGGACGUAUUUCAUGGCAACUCACGCGCGUGCUGCUUUUCCCUGCUGGGAUGAGCCGGCGUUGAAGGCCUCCUUUAAGAUCGCCGUCAAACACCAUCGCAAUUACACGGCCAUUUCGAACAUGCCGAUUUCCGAGGUGUCGGAAAUCGACGAGAGCGACGGAAAGACGUGGACACAUUUUGAAGAAUCGCCCGUCAUAUCGACCUACCUAGUCAGCUUCCUAAUCUUCGAUCUUCGUAAUAUAAGCAAUUCCGAUGGAACCAUCAACGUCUGGAGCAGAGGCAACGUAAUUUCCUCGACGAGUUUCGCCCACGAAGUCGCCCAGAAGGCGGCGAUCGAAUUGAAACGAUACACCAACAGUUCCGUUCGGCUGGCCAAAAUCGAUCAUGUCGCGCUUCCUGACAGAUACGUUAUUGGAUACAAUAAGGGCAUGGAAAGUUGGGGGCUUAUCACUUACAGGGAAGCAACUAUACUGUACAAUGAAGAUAACAAUUCAAUCGAUGCAUUGCAUAGAAUUGCAAACGAUAUCAUUCAUCAAUCGAGCCAUCAAUGGUUCGGUAAUGUUGUUAGUCCUUCCUGGUGGACUCAUAUAUGGAUGAAUGGAGGACUUGCUGAAUAUUUUAAAUAUUACACUGCUGAUAAGAUAUAUAAAAAUUGGCGAAUUACGGAUUUUUUAGUUACGAAAACGCUAAAUUCAAUACUUUUUAUGGAUAGUUUUGAACACGUACAACCUCUUAAUUUGGAACCUAAUACUAUUCAAGAAAUUAAUUUCAAAUCUUCUCCACUGGAUGAUCAAAAAGCUUCUCUACUCUUACGAAUGCUUUCACAUUGCCUCUCCGAGACUGUAUUUCACACAGGACUUCUCAAAUAUCUCGAUAAGCACAAGUACGGCGUAGCCAAGCCUGAAGAUUUAUGGAACGCUUUGCAAGAUGCAUUUGAUGAAUUAGCGAUACCUCAGAACAAAUUUAAAAUCCGAGAAGUAAUGGACACCUGGAUAGAACAGAAAGGAUAUCCUCUUAUUACAGUAAUUAGAGAUCAACAUACUGGAAAGACAAAGAUUACACAGGAAUAUUUUCAACCGUACGAAAAAAUGAGCAUACGUAAGAAAACCAAUAGCGCAGACACUACGAACAGAAAAUGGUGGGUACCAAUAAAUUUUGCAACUCGCACCAAUAUGGAUUUUUCAUCAACCUUAGCCACGCAUUGGUUGUCACCAGAAGCCGAAGAGCUCGUAAUCGAUGGUAUCGACCCACAAGAUUGGAUCAUCGUCAACAUUCAACAAACUGGUUUUUAUCGCGUGAAUUACGACACAAUGAACUGGUUAAAAAUUGCUGACUAUCUUGAUUCUGAGAAUUAUACAAAAAUACACGUACUGAAUCGCGCAAGAAUAAUUAACGAUGCGAUUCACCUUAUGUUCACGGAUAAAUUAGAUCCCAAAAUUUUCAUGGACGUCACGAAAUAUUUGCGACGUGAAACGAAUUACAUAGUGUGGCAUUCAUUGUUUAAAAUUUUGGGAGAUGCAACCAAAUAUUUUGCUUACAAUGGAGGAGGUGAAUUGCUUAAACCGUACAUUCUGGACUUGAUGAAUCAUAUAGUAGAAACGGUAGGCACGCAGGAUCACCCGAAUGAAGAUUAUUUUACAAAAUUAACAAGAAGUGCAAUUCUUGAGGACGCAUGCGCCUUCGAUCAUCCUAUAUGCUUACGUAAGGCCUACGCUCAAUUAAUUGAUUAUUUAAAAGAUUCAGCAAUACUCGCAAAUAGAACUUCAUUUCACAAGAAACGAUGGACAUUCUGUAAUGGCAUAAAACAAGCGAAUGAAACUAUUUGGAACAAACUGCUAUUUAUGUACACAAACAUGUCUGAACCAACAUUGUACUGCCUUGGACACUCUAAGAAUCAGACUAUUAUCGAGAGACUUCUAAAUAUGACCAUAUCGGAAGAUACACCAUUCGCGAAGAAUGAUAUUCAUCGCGUAAUCUAUUCUGUAUUAAGCGGAGAUUUUCCAAACGUCGAUAUAGUUAUAGAUUUUACUAUAAAACAUUGGGAUAAACUCACAACUAUCGAUGACGACCCAACGUAUUUGUUACAUGAUAUUAGUUGGAAUGUUGUAUCCAGGAAGCAAAUUCAAAAGAUGAAAGUACUUCUGGAUAAACUUGGAAUGGAAGUACCACAAAUUAUGAAACUUCAAGAGCAAAAUUUAGAGUUAAUAGAGAGGACAGUAAAUAAAAUUCGUACAUGGUUAGAACAUAAGAGCUCAAACUCGUUUACAAAUAUGACAUCAUAAAUUCGUCAAUAACUUCAUCAAUGACGAAUCAAUAAAAAUUAUAAGCAAAAUAAUUAGAUAAAUUUAAAUACAUAUAAAUUAUUAAAAUAAGAUGGAUAAUAAUUGAAAACACUUGUUAUUAAUUAUACAUAUAAGAUAUAAUAUUCAAAAUAUUAUGUGUAUUAUUGAUCUAAAGGUAUUAUGAACAGUAUAUACGUAUAAGUCGGCGUACACAAAAGAUUAUAUAAUUACAUGAGAAUGGCAUAUAUUUAUAUCUCAUUUAUAAAAUAGGCAAAGACAAAUCUUGCAGAAAUGUAUUUUACUUCAAUCAGUA
Messenger RNA from Wasmannia auropunctata (little fire ant), 3188 nucleotides. Its product is annotated as aminopeptidase N-like. Gene Ontology annotation, molecular function: peptide binding; metalloaminopeptidase activity; zinc ion binding. Gene Ontology annotation, biological process: peptide catabolic process; proteolysis. Gene Ontology annotation, cellular component: cytoplasm. Bases 107 to 2875 code for a protein of 922 amino acids. Lineage: Eukaryota; Metazoa; Arthropoda; Insecta; Hymenoptera; Formicidae. The transcript has 12 exons. The record is from RefSeq and is a predicted model, not a curated record.